Molecule: messenger RNA, 4684 nt
Organism: Micropterus dolomieu (smallmouth bass)
Lineage: Eukaryota; Metazoa; Chordata; Actinopteri; Centrarchiformes; Centrarchidae
Product: disintegrin and metalloproteinase domain-containing protein 10-like
Exons: 13
Coding region: 16-1824 (602 amino acids)
Biological process (GO): Notch signaling pathway; membrane protein ectodomain proteolysis
Cellular component (GO): plasma membrane; synaptic membrane
Molecular function (GO): metalloendopeptidase activity involved in amyloid precursor protein catabolic process
Source: RefSeq, a predicted model, not a curated record
AUAUAAUAAUAUUUUAUGUUGGUAUCAGUGAAAAAAGAUUAUCCUCAUAAGUAUGGCUCAGAGGGCGGCUGCGCUGACCACUCGGUGUUUGAGAGGAUGAAGAAGUACCAGGCAUCUGCAACAGAGGAGCCGGUCAAAGGGGUGAACAGUGUGCUAGAGGAGGAGAGCUCCUAUGGUCCUGUUAUUCUGAGGAGAAAGAGGGCAGCAGCAAAAGAGAAAAACACCUGCCAGCUCUUCAUCCAAACUGACCACCUCUUCUUCAAAUACUAUGGCACAAGAGAGGCUGUCAUUGCCCAGAUCUCCAGCCACGUAAAGGCCAUUGACUCAGUUUACCAGGCCACAGACUUCAUGGGCAUCCGAAACAUCAGCUUCAUGGUUAAAAGGAUAAGGAUAAAUACUACCAUCGAUGAAAAGGACAAAACCAAUCCUUUUCGCUUUGCCAACAUUGGAGUGGAGAAGUUUUUGGAGCUUAACUCUGAACAGAACCAUGACGACUACUGCCUAGCCUAUGUCUUCACCGAUCGGGACUUUGAUGAUGGGGUGCUUGGCUUGGCUUGGGUUGGGGCUCCUUCAGGAAGCUCUGGGGGCAUCUGUGAGAGGAGCAAAAUGUACUCUGACGGGAAGAAGAAGUCUCUGAACACUGGCAUCAUUACUGUGCAGAACUAUGCCUCCCAUGUCCCUCCCAAGGUGUCACACAUCACCUUCGCUCAUGAGGUUGGGCACAACUUUGGCUCACCUCAUGACUCUGGGAUCGAAUGCACCCCUGGAGAGUCCAAGUUGCAGGACAAAAAGGAGCAGGGCAACUACAUAAUGUACGCCAGAGCCACAUCAGGGGACAAGCUCAACAAUAACAAGUUCUCUAUCUGCAGCAUCCGUAAUAUAAGCGCUGUUCUGACGAAAAAGAGAAACGACUGUUUUGUUGAGUCUGGCCAGCCUAUCUGUGGUAAUGGACUAGUGGAAAUUGGAGAAGAGUGUGACUGCGGCUACAGUGAUCAGUGUAAAGACCCAUGCUGCUAUAACGCCAAUGAAGCAGAGGGCAAAAAGUGCAAACUCCAGCCUGGAAAAGUCUGCAGUCCAAGCCAAGGCCCAUGUUGCACACCAGAGUGUUCUUUCAAGGGCACAAAUGAGAGGUGCAGACUCGAGUCUGAGUGUGCCCAAGAAGGCACAUGCAAUGGAGCCACUGCUCUGUGUCCUGCCUCAGAACCAAAGGCCAACUUCACCUCUUGCCAUUCAGAAACGCAAGUCUGCCUCAAUGGGGUAUGCUCUGGUUCCAUUUGUGAGAAGUAUGGUCUGGAGGUAUGCACCUGUGCCAGCCAAGAUGAGAAGAAUGAGGCGGCUGAGCUGUGCCACGUGUGCUGCAUGGAGAAAAUGAAACCCAGCACCUGCAGCAGCUCAGGCUCAGACAAAUGGGCCAACUUCUUCAACAAGAAGGUCACAACGCUGCAGCCCGGCUCACCCUGCAAUGACUUUAAGGGCUACUGCGACGUGUUUAUGAGGUGCCGUCUGGUGGAUGCCGACGGGCCUCUGGCAAGGCUUAAGAAAGCCAUCUUCAAUGCAGAGCUCUAUGAGAAUAUUGCACAGUGGAUAGUGGGUUACUGGUGGGCAGUGCUGUUGAUGGGCAUCGCACUUAUUAUGCUAAUGGCUGGCUUCAUCAAGAUCUGCAGUGUCCACACCCCCAGCAGCAACCCCAAACUGCCCCCACCAAAGCCACUGCCAGGUACGCUGAAAAGGAGACGACAGCAGCAAGCCAAUCAACAGCUUCAGGGCCAGCGCGCACCCCGUCAGCAAAGAGAGAACUAUCAAAUGGGACAGAUGAGACGCUGAGACACUGGUCUGCUCUUUGCCUUGGUUCCCUAGUGCCUACAAUGGGAGCACUUCACUCCAAAGAGUUACCUUUACCACAUAUUGCAAAAUUCAAAGAACUUGCAACAGGAUCGAUUUCACUGGACAAAGCCUGAGGUUUGUUUAAUUUUGGGCCUAACAAACUCACUCAGCACCUCUGCUCUGAGAGCCAGAUUAGCAGUGGUUCACACAGCUUUUAUAGGAAAUAAAUAACUUUUCCAAGGAGGGACAGGAGAAGAAAUUCAUUGAUCUCUGUUUAUGUGGUUUUAAUCGCCCCCCCUCCCCCCCUCCCAUGAAUGCUUUUUUUAAUUUUUUUUUUAACCAGAAUGGCAGAGAGAGAAGCAGCUUUGUGUUAGAUGCCUUCCUCUGCCUUCCCUCUGUGCUACAUUUGUCUUUCCUGUUCUUCCUCUCUGAAGUGCUGCCAUCAUCAGCACAAUAGCAGCACUGCAAGUUACUUGCUGCCAAUGAAAAACAGAGUUGAGUUGGAGGAAAACUUUUUUUGUUGUUUUUAAAGCAAAGCACCAUCAAAUGUUGAAGCUUUUUAUUUCUAUAGUGUACAUGUUCUUUCAGUAUGCAAUUGUACAUAUGCUCCAAUAGGUUUCUUUUUCUUUGUUUCAAAUUACAUUUUCUGUAUGAUUAAGAUUAUUUUCUGUUUUGAUUCACUUUCUCAGGAUUAAUAAAAUGACAACAAACAAAGUAUAGUGAGCGGAAAACAUGGUUGCAUGAGUAUUUCAGGGUAAAGUCCCUCCUGGCUAAAGGCUGUACAGAAAGGUUCACGUUAGCUGCAGUGGGAAGUAGAGGAAGGGUUGUAUGAAGAAAUGAAUAUAGAUAAAUGAGAAUAAAUAAGAUUAUAGUGUCAUCUCUUAUCAGAUGGACGGCUGCGGAGGGGAGAUUGAUUAUCUUGUUAUGUCUAUUUCCUUUUGUGAAAUGCUUUUGCAGCUGCAUUUACAUAAAGUUAUAGUUUGGGGCUUAAAUAAGUGGUGAGAGAAUAGCUUUUUAUCAACCUGAUUGUAUCACACUUUUAUUCUGUCAUUUCCUCUGACUCGUUGCUUUGGCACUGAUUUGUGACGCAUUUGCAAAACAACCACUUUGUGCUAAAGAUGCACGUGUGUCUUUACAUUCGGGGUGAAAAUAGUGAAAGCAAAGAGGAGACAGUUCAAAAAAAACUCUGCGGACAAAGAAGAAUAUAUAAGAAGUUAUUAUUGAAAGUGUCUUUGUGUGAUUUAUCUGCCACUUGCUGUGUUCUGUCCACCUUUUGAAUUUCACUCUGGCAGUUAUUUAAGAAAUGACAAAGUUGGAUCCUCUGGGCCUCUGUAGCCAGAUGAACCUCUAUGGUUUAAAUGUGAUUGUGGAUUUAGCUUUUAUUGAUUUCACUUGCAGUUCAGAUUAUUUGUAUAUGUGGAGCAAUUGAAUCAGUUGAGGAAAACUAGAGCUUCUAAUGUUUAUUGUUGCUUUGUUGCUGCUGUUAACAGACAUUCACCAGAGCAAACAAUCACUGUGUGUCAGCCACCCGCCGCUGUUCUGUCCUUUCUUUUCCUACCAGGAUUUUCUCAAGGAACUUUGUUACCCUUGUUACAUCCUGUUGGUUUGUGUGAUUGCUUUAAAAAUGUGCCUACUCAGAGCAGUAUGACUGAAGUUGGUGUACUAGUGUCAGUGAUCUUCACCAAGGCUGAAACCAUGCAUGAGGUGGCAGUUUAUCCAAGCAGAGUGUUAUCAGACUGCUGUUGCAAAAAGAUAUAAUAAUUAUAGGAAAUGUAAGUCAUGAUUGAUAUACAACUAUAUCGGCCAAUGAGUGAACUUUUUCGUAUUAUAGUCCACAAUUUUUUCUGAUUUUUGAAGAGAUUAUAAUUAGUAUUUACUUUGUUUAAUAGCAUAUUGUUGCCUGCCUCUCAAGCCUUUGGUUUGACUUGAGUUUUCAGUUGUCUCCAGUCAGAUUGAAUUUAGGUCAUCUUCACUGACGGUGCAUAAUACUCUGACUUGAGUGACUAGCAGAACAUAAAAAUAGAUAUGUAUAGUUUCUUAAAAUUAUUUUAGGAGGGAACAACUUAGCGGAGAAAAGACGUACUUUUUUCUUACCCUUGCAAAAGAGCUGCAUCUCAGAAUUGCUUUCUGUGCAAAGGAUGUUGCGAUGCUGCGUUAUCGAUCAGAUAGAUUCUAUGCAGAGUGUCACAGAGCUCAACAGUGAACAAGUUAGCCUCUUCACAGAAAUAUGCCUUCAAUUCUUCCUCCUAAAUGCAUACAUGGAAAAGUCUGUUGUGUUUUCAUAGCAAAAUAGUUGUUCAUGUUGAUGUGCUACAGCAAAUUUUCUGAACAAACAAAAAAUACAAUCCUCUGUGGCUUCUUAUUGAUUUUCUUUGUUUUUUUGGUGCUACUGGUAGUGCUUUUUUCUUGGGUCGGAGCUUAAACAAUAUUUUUCAUUCUCUUUGGCAAAUUUUAAAGCUUUUUAGUGUGUUUGCAGGCUGCUUUGCUGAAUCAUCCUCAUCUUUUUUAUUGAUACAUUAAGAUGUGGACAAUACUGGGUGUUGGGGGAUAUGGGGAAUAAUACUCUCUGGGAAAUGUUUCUGUCUUUCACAUGUGUUGCUAAGAUGUUGAGAAAAUGUGCGCUGAAGUGUAAGUGAUGUGAACAGAGAAUCCAAAAUGGAAUAGAUUCAAUACUACUGUCUGAUUUUAAUGUUUCCCGUGUUUUAUACAUUGUCUUCAUUGGUCUUCUUGUUAUUUACAUUUGUCCUGUUUCCCAUUCCGCUUACUUUGAAAAUUUUACUAAAUUUGCAAAGGUAUUGUGCAAAAAUAUAAUUUCUUUUGAACUACUUGAAAUGCGAUAAUAAACCAGAAAUGAGCAAAA